Molecule: messenger RNA, 1875 nt
Organism: Marmota monax (woodchuck)
Lineage: Eukaryota; Metazoa; Chordata; Mammalia; Rodentia; Sciuridae
Product: probable ATP-dependent RNA helicase DDX28
Exons: 1
Coding region: 38-1660 (540 amino acids)
Biological process (GO): mitochondrial large ribosomal subunit assembly
Cellular component (GO): mitochondrion
Molecular function (GO): nucleic acid binding; RNA helicase activity; ATP binding
Source: RefSeq, a predicted model, not a curated record
CGUCACUGACGUGCGCCUCUCCAAAAACAAGGGCAACAUGGCUAUCGCGCGCCCGACGUUGCUGUUGUCUCUCGCUGCUCGGUUGCUGCAGGCGCCCCGCCGGGAUCUGUCGGCCCGCGGUCCGGAUGAACCUCUGACAGUGGUGCGCAUUCCGCGGGCUCUACAGCGGCGGCAGGAACAGCGACAGAGCGGGCGUCGGACUGCCCAGCGGCCGCUGUUAGUAAAACCCGGACCACUCCUCGUCUCGGCGCGGCGGCCUGAGUUAAACCAGCCAGCGCGCCUCACGCUGGGCCGUUGGGAAUGCGCGGCGCUCGCCUCGCGUGGCUGGAGGCAUCGGCGCGCGCAUCGGGACUAUUUCUCCAUCGAGCGCGCACAACUGGAAGCGCCAGCGCUGCGGGGCCUGCGGUCCCACGGCAGCUUCGCGGACCUGGGUCUGGAGCCUGAGGUGCUGCGCGCACUGCACGAUGCUGCUCCCGAAAUCGUUCGGCCCACCACCGUGCAGUCACGCACCAUACCCCCACUGCUUCACGGCCACCACCUCCUUUGCGCCGCAGAAACUGGCAGUGGCAAGACUCUGAGCUAUCUACUUCCGCUGUUGCAAAGGCUUGUUGAUCGUCCAGCUCUGGAAACCCACCGCGUACCUGCUCCUCGGGGUCUGGUCCUUGUGCCUUCCCGAGAAUUAGCAGAACAGGUGCGGGCUGUGGCCCAAUCACUAGGCCGCUCCUUGGGCCUGCGGGUACAAGAACUAGGAGGAGGUCAUGGCAUGAGUAGAAUCAGGCUGCAGCUGUCCAAACAACCUUCAGCACAUGUGCUAGUUGCCACUCCGGGGGCUCUAUGGAAGGCCCUGAAGAGUCAACUGAUCACCCUGGAGCAACUCUCCUUCAUGGUGUUGGAUGAAGCAGACACACUGCUGGAUGAAAGUUUCCAGGACCUGGUGGACUACAUCUUGGAAAAGAGCCAUAUAGCCCAAGGCCCAGCUGAUUUACAAGACCCUUUCAAUCCCAAAGCUCAAUUAGUGCUCGUGGGAGCCACAUUUCCUGAAGGUGUGAGCCAGUUGCUGAGUAAAGUUGGGAGCCCAUACUCUCUCACCACCAUCACCAGUUCCAAGCUCCACUGCAUUAUGCCUCAUGUCAGACAAACAUUUAUGAGGCUGAAGGGAACAGACAAGGUGACAGAGUUGGUACAGAUCCUCAAGCAGCGUGACAAAACAGAUAAGACUGGAUGCUCAGGAACAGUCCUGGUGUUCUGUAACAGUUCCAGCACUGUGAACUGGCUGGGAUAUAUUCUGGAUGACCACAAGAUCAAACACCUAAGGCUUCAGGGGCAAAUGCCAGCCUCAAUGAGGGCAGGUAUCUUCCAGUGCUUCCAGAAGGGCUCCCAAGACAUACUGCUCUGCACAGACAUUGCUUCUCGUGGCCUAGACAGCACCCAUGUGGAACUGGUUGUCAAUUAUGAUUUUCCCCUCACCCUGCAAGAUUACAUCCACAGAGCAGGAAGGGUAGGCCGUGUUGGGAGCGAGGUGCCAGGCUCAGUCAUCAGCUUUGUGACCCAUCCAUGGGAUGUGAGCCUGGUUCAGAAGAUUGAACUGGCAGCUCGUAGAAGGAGAACCCUUCCAGGACUGGCAUCCUCAGUGAGAGAGCCUUUGCCUCAGCAAGCUUGAUUUUGGCUAACUAAAAUGGGAUUCUAGAUUAGGGAUCUUUCCUGGUGUCCUGGGUGGAUGAACACACUUGUCACUUAGGCUGACCUUAAUGCCCCUCAGGCCUGGUGAGCUGUUUGCAGCUUUGAAAGAUGAACUACGGGCCAGCAAUGGAGUAAUGGACCAUAGUAACGUAGUCUUUCAUAUAAAAUAUGAAGAAUAAAAUGCAUUUUAGUUUU